Messenger RNA from Amoebophrya sp. A120, 520 nucleotides. The record is from the annotation of a GenBank genome assembly. NCBI's taxonomy places the organism in Eukaryota, Dinophyceae, Syndiniales, Amoebophryaceae.
CUUGCCGCCGUGGCGUUUUUUGUUGGGCCGCGGCGUAAUGAGCUGAACCAGGGCAAGCGCGCCCCUUUUCUUGCCUACAUUGGGAAUAUGCGCCAGCUGCAGGGGGGGCCUUGCAGCCCGCACCCAAUCGGCUAAGCCCUGGCAUGGAGAUAAAUUUUCCACGUUUCAGAUCUCGACCAGAACGGACAGGCCCCGAUGCCGGAGAGCCAGCUCGGACAGCGCGCCGGCGUCGACCAGGAGCAGCAGUGGGGACAAUACAUCGGCGUCGGGGUUGCGUCAGCGAAAGCCGCCGGACCGCCGCAGUCUGCACCCCUGCAGCCCGCGCCCCCCGGGCUGCCCCCGAAGAUUGCUGCAAAGCAGGCCACUGGGCAACAGUUCAAUACGGCGCCCGUGCGAAACAUGGGCGCGCUCGGUGUGUCUUUUGGGCAGUCGUUCGCCGUGGCAAGUCCGGGCGUCGGACGGCCGGCCGCUUCGCUCAGCGCAACGCUCGGACAACAGGCCGCCGCGCAGGUUCCAAAGC